Molecule: messenger RNA, 4896 nt
Organism: Trichogramma pretiosum
Lineage: Eukaryota; Metazoa; Arthropoda; Insecta; Hymenoptera; Trichogrammatidae
Gene: Cnot4
Product: myb-like protein Q
Exons: 15
Coding region: 327-3902 (1191 amino acids)
Biological process (GO): protein ubiquitination
Cellular component (GO): CCR4-NOT complex
Molecular function (GO): RNA binding; ubiquitin-protein transferase activity; metal ion binding
Source: RefSeq, a predicted model, not a curated record
UAGUGCGCGUAUGUAUGUGCCUUUCCGCGACACUCUGUAUAUCGCUAUAUGCUCGUAGGUACCUACAGGCAUUUUACAGGCCGUACGCAGUAACGAGUUGCUGCUCUCUACAGUCUUGCGAUCGUCGAUCGACCGUGCCGUAACAGUUGCCAGAAAGAGGAAGCGAGACGGCCAUAUAGGUUGUGCGCCAGAAAACUUCGGAGUAGCUGACAUAGUCAAUACAGAUAGUCGGUUGAGUUUUUGGGAAAUUUGUAGAUAGUUCAAUAAAUUGUUUGCAAUACUACUUGCAGAACCCAAGACAAAAAAAAAUUAUUUCAGCAAACGCAAUGUCAGUAUUGAAUCAAUGUGGGGACGAUGUUGUGGAGUGUCCACUUUGUAUGGAACCUUUUGAAGUGGAUGAUUUGAAUUUUUUCCCAUGCACUUGUGGCUAUCAAAUAUGUCGCUUCUGUUGGCAUAGAAUUCGAACUGAUGAAAAUGGUUUAUGUCCUGCAUGCCGCAAGGCCUAUUCUGAAAAUCCUGCAGACUUCAAACCGUUGUCUAAGGAAGAAAUAGCCAAAUUAAAGGCAGAUAAACGGGCAAAAGAUCAACAACGAAAACAGCGUGUUACUGAAAACCGUAAACAUCUGGCAAAUGUUAGAGUAGUGCAGAAAAAUUUGGUUUUUGUUGUUGGUUUACCUGUGCGUCUAGCUGAAGCAGAUAUUCUGAAAAAGCAUGAGUUUUUUGGGAAAUACGGUAAAAUUCACAAAGUUGUGAUAAAUCAAAGCACAUCCUAUGCUGGUUCGCAGGGCCCUAGUGCAUCUGCUUAUGUCACUUAUCAAAGACACGAAGAUGCAUUGAGAGCUAUAGAGGCUAUAAACAACAUAGUUGUGGAUGGUCGACCUGUGAAAACUUCAUUAGGUACUACAAAGUAUUGUUCACACUUUAUGAGGAACCAGAGUUGUCCAAAGCCUGACUGCAUGUAUUUGCAUGAACUAGGAGAUCAAGAAGCAUCCUUCACUAAAGAAGAAAUGCAUCAAGGUAAACAUCAGGAAUAUGAGCGGAAACUUGUGCAAUCUUUACACAUUAAUACUACACAAAGAAAACCUACUCCUUCUCCACCUGUAACAGGAAGCGGAACUAUAGCCCCAAAUACACAAGCCAAAGAAGCUUGGCCUUCGUUACAACCAGGCCUCACAAAAGAUGUCAAUAAUAAAGAUACACUAACUGUGCAAGCACAUAACACUUCAACUAAUGUGCAAGAGAAUGGAGUUGCAGUAGUGCCUACAAAUCCCUCUGUACCUCAAAAACAGCCUCAGCAACAACAGUUGCCACAGCAGCAGACACAGAACAAUGUAAACAAUAAAACAGACAGUGCUGCUAGUACACGCAGAGGAAAAAGUAGUAGUAGCGAAAGUAAAGCUCAAGCAGCACGAAAUAAGCACAAGAACUCUCAAAACAAGGAAAAACAUGGCAGUUCCACAACACGGCGAUCCGAUUCAAAUAGUAAUAUCAGUCAAAAUGGUCAGAAAGAAAAUUCAGAAUCAAUGAUACAAACUGUGACAGCAGCUACAUCUUCAGCAGUGACAACAACGACGUUAUCGGCAUCUGGAGAAGUUUCACAGCAAACUCAAAAAUCAGCCAGCGUUAAACUAAAAACUGAAAAUAAUGUGCAACAACAGAACACAGUCACUAGUGCCAGUAGCAGUAAAAUGACUAAAUUAGUGCAGCAGGUGCAAGAAAUAAAAAUUAACGGUGGUGCCACAAAUCAAAAUGGAAGUGAUACACAAAUGUUACAGCAACAAAUGCAACAGAUGAUGCUACAGCAGCAACAACAGCAACAUCAGCAGCAACAUAAUAAUCAUUCCGAAAUUGACGUGGAUAUACAAAGAGAAAGAAGUACUCCUGCGAGUACUGUAUCAUCAAGUACAGAGGACUCGUACCUCGUUAACCACGCGGUUGAGCGUUUGCCUGAAUCGACUGAAGAUAUGAGCCUUAUCAGUACCCUGAAUAUAUUAGGUACACCAACAAGUAAGUCAAGUUCGGUGCAUAUGCAACUUCAAGCACAGCAGCAGCAAACUGCACCCCCAGGGCUACAUUCCACGGAGAACAACAGCAGUUCAGUGCAUAGAUCGCUCUUUCAGUCGGACAAUAACAGUUUCUUCAGCUCCAAUAGUUUUCAAAAUGUAUCUGCGAGUUCUGUACAGUCGUCAUCUACUUCACAAACUCUUGGCAAUGGAAACAAUUCCCUUACCCAUGACUGGACGACGGGUGUUAUUGCGCCGAUUCCAGACUCUUUACCGACAGUGUAUUCCAGUGAAGACUGGCAAGCAGCGUUCGGAUUUCAGACUUCAGCUUCUGCGACGACUACAUCGGUAGAUCAACGCACGUCUGUAUCAAAAAUAUCUUCACUUUCUGGGGUGCCUCAAUCGGCGUCAAAAACAAAUUCACCUACCCCACCUACGGUCAGUCGUAUGCCAUUUACUACCGAAGACUUCACAUUGGAUUCAGAUCCGUCAACACAGUCUCAUGUAAACAAUAGCAAUGGUGGUCUUGUUAAUGGUGUUGCAUCAAGUUUACUCAACAAUUCACAAUCUCUUAAUUUGAGAUCUUACUUUGUGUCAGAAUUAAGACAAGAAGCAGCAAUGCAUCAGCAACAUAGAUUAAAUUUACAGACAACAUCCGAGAACAGUACUGAUUUCUCGAAACUUAAUGGUCAUGCGUCGUCGGCGACCAAUGAGAUGCUAAUGCAGCAACAGCAAGUACCCACAAUGAAGAAAGCAAUGAAACCAGAUGACGAUUUGGGUUUUGAUCCGUUCCAUGAAACACAAAAAGCUCUUGCUGAAUUAAUGGAAAAUGAAAUACUGCAACAGCAACAGACUCUCUUCCCACACCACCUGACGGAACGUGAUGAGCAGACGAGGUUACAUUCACAUAGCGGUGGUAUGAAUCUUGGUCAUCAUCCGUUCUCACAGGUGAACCAUUUGGCACAUUUACAACAAACACAACAGCUGCAGAACCUGCAAGUGCUUCAACAGCAGUCACAACAACAACAACAGCAACAACAACAACAGCAACAACAACAGCAACAUCCUAUACUCUCACGCCUGCCAACAUUGCUUCAACAGCAACAAGUACAACAGCAGCAAAAUAAUGGUGCCCAAAGUCCAGUUACAGUUGCAACACUUGGUCAGCGUAGUCGGUUGCCACCUCCAGGCUUUCCUAGUUCCACACCCAAUCACAUGAAUUCGUUUGGGCUUGGUAUACCAAGGGGAGCACCAAAUAGCAAUAAUAUAGCAGGAAGUAAAAUAUUGCCCUUCGUAAAUCAUUCUUCAGGAGUAUUAUUCAAUGGAGGACAGCAGACACAACAAACUUCAUUUUUACAAAAUCAAAAUCCUUUGUUGAGUGCUCAAGGUGUGGCUAAAUGCACCAAUGACGCAAUGUACUCCCUAAAAGAUUGGUGCGAUUUCAAUAGCCAACCACAGCAGCAGCAACAACAACAACAACAACAACAACAACAGCAGCAGCAGCAACAGCAACAGCAACAGCAACAACAGUUCCACCAUCAGACGCUCUAUCCCAAAAAUAACUGGAAUAGCUUUAAUACAAUUUCGGAUUUGAAUACAGUAGAUCCAGCCAUUGUUAGCUCUCGAUUGCUUCCAUUCCAGAGCACAAACACUACUUGGCAAAUUCCACAUCCAUACUCAGCACCCCAUAAUGUGGCACAUAGUUCCCAACAGCAUUACGCAUCACAGGAACAACAGGCAACACCAGCACAACAUUGGGCAAUGCAACCUCCCCCAGGUUUUAGCGCUCCAACAUCAAAUGUACCUCUUGGCGUUCAAUCAGCCAGCACAGCUGUUCAAACGCACAAGUUCAUAGCUACGGCAUCCGAAAUUGAAAGUAUGUUACAAAAUCAUGUAUAGGUGUGUCGAAGUCUGUUGGGAAAAAGUACUAGCACGGCGAGGAGUGCAGCUUUUUGAUAUACAUAAAAAGUAUAACAAUGACGAUACCGGAGUCUGGAAAGCAGCAAAGCGAAACUUAACAGAAAUUAAAAGAAAAUGAUAAAGUAUAUAAGUCAAUAGCAUAUGUUUUCCCUGACUUGAAAUGUCUAUACAUAUAUCCCUUCUCAUUCCGUAUAUUUUAUUCAUUCAAUACUAUCUACUUAUAGAGAAAAAAGAGAAUAUAUGAGUUAAUCGGGUAAAAUGAUCUUUUACUUUUAUCUUGCUAUUAUAUAAAUAUAUAUACUGUUUCAAUUUUCAUACUGUUAUCACAAUUAAUCAACACAUUGCUUCUUUUUGAAUAUUUACUACUGGAUUUUAGAGUUACUAGGCUAAAUUUGCAUCUCCAAUCUUUUUAUUUCCAGGAUUAUAUGUUUAUUUAUUGUUCAUGUUCAAAUCAAUGAUAUUAAUGGAAGCUAUUGUAUUUUGAAUAUAAAUUCCAUUAAAAUUUCCAUUGAUUUGAAAAUAAUAUUUCUAUAUUUUGAUAAAGUUUGAUACUGCGAGUUCGGUACGUUGAAUAGUACUCAUACAAGUACUCGGAAAAUGAUAUUAAAUUGGCUACGCGAUAAAAAUAUAAUAGCUGUUGUUUUAAAUUAAACAGAUUAAUGCAGAAAGGUUUAAAGGCUCAUUGUAAAUGUCAUGUAGCUUUUUAAAAAAUUUGUACAUAUAAAAAGUAUUGGUUUUUGAAAUGUCAAUCAUGAAGUCACAAAGAAAAUAUUAAAUAUCUUUGUGCUAUUCAACUAUUUUAUCUUGUAGUUGGAUAAUAACGAGUUAUAUGUAAAAAAAAUUGUAAAAUUAUCAAGUUGUAGUAAAAAAAUUGAAAUAUUAAACAUGUGUAUUCGCUUGGUCGUCUGCACUUGACAAUGUAAAAUUAUAAAAUUCUUACAGUAAAGAAAAAAUGCCACAUUAUUGCAUUUGA